Drosophila serrata is the source of this 1223-nucleotide messenger RNA. RefSeq lists its product as uncharacterized. The record is from RefSeq and is a predicted model, not a curated record. NCBI's taxonomy places the organism in Eukaryota, Metazoa, Arthropoda, Insecta, Diptera, Drosophilidae. Gene Ontology annotation, molecular function: DNA binding.
AGCAAUCGAUAGUGCAAUCGGUUGUCCAUCGAGCUCCACUGUACUUCUAAAAAUUGAAAAAUAAACGAAUUGAUAAAUAAGCUAACAAGAUUGCGAGCCCAGCCAAUAGGAUCUGCCGGAGGCGUCGGUACCCACACCCUGGAUACCCCCAUGACACUAUGGUCGGGAAGAACUUCAAGGCUCUGUCGCAUUUUCACCGCCUCACCGAAUACAUAGUACAGUGCAAGCAUUGCGACAAGACGCUCUCGUCCAAACAUACCUCUUCCAACCUGACCCGCCAUCUCAUCCGCAACCACAAGCUGCUGGCCCGCACGAUUUUCGCCGGCGAGGAGGGUAAAAUGCUCGCGGAGCUCAAGGAAGAGCUGGACGCAUCUGUUUUAGAAGACUUGAGCAUGGAGUUGCAAGAGGGCGAGGGUGAGACAAAGAGUGCGGUGCGCACGAUCAUUGGUGCGAAGCAUGAGCAUUUGGAGCGGCACAGCCACGAGUCCGAGAUGCGAAACAAGGUGAUUGGAAAGAACAAUAAGCUCUGGGCGCACUUCAUCCGCAUCUCCGAGUUCAUGGCCAAGUGCAAGCACUGCGGCAAGACGCUCUCUUCGAAGCACUCCUCCUCCAACCUAAUGCGCCACAUUGUUCGGCGCCACAACAACCUGGCCAAGACCCUCAACCACUCUCACCAUCACCUGAUGACGCCCAAGAACGAGGUGUUCGCUGUCCUGGAGCGAAGACAGCUGUCGGAUCCGUUGGAAAAGGUCAACUUUGACGAUGUGGAUAGCAUCAUCGAAAAGGUGGCGGACCACCUGGAUGACGAGGUUACCUCAAUCUCGCUGCAGGAACCCUUCUACGAGUACGUGGUGGACAGCUCGGAUAACGCGGUUGUGGACACGAGGCAAGAUGAUCCCGAUCCCGAUCCAGAGCCGAAGGCGGAGCCGGAGCAAGCAGACCUGCACGACCUAAUACCCACAGACACCGCCUCACUGGCGGAGUCCACCACGCAGCUGGACGAGAAACUGAAGGCGGAAACGAUAUACUACAAUGAGAUGGCCGAGCUGGCAAGAGCCAAGCGUCGGCUCAUCGAUCUGCAGACCAAGAAGCUACUGCUUGACAUGAACGUGGUGAUGGAUAAUUAACACCAAUUGACGAAAACUUACAACACGUAUUUUGUAUGAAGGCGAGCAAUAUGAUUAUGAUUAAUAUUAAGUACAAUUAUGAUUUUACCAAACAAU